This is a messenger RNA of Choloepus didactylus (southern two-toed sloth), 690 nucleotides long. It is a transcript of the gene C2H1orf185, whose product is annotated as chromosome 2 C1orf185 homolog. The record is from RefSeq and is a predicted model, not a curated record. Lineage: Eukaryota; Metazoa; Chordata; Mammalia; Pilosa; Megalonychidae.
AUGGCUUCACCUAACGGUUUUUUUAACCACUUAACCUAUUUUCUGGCUGCUGGUGCUGUUACUUUGGGAAUUGGUUUCUUUGCUUUGGCAUCGGCUUUGUGGUUCCUGAUUUGCAGACGAAGAGAAAUAUUUCAAAAUUCCAAAUCCAUGGCAACUGCUAAGAGAUGCAGGCAAAGACCACCAAAGAUGAGGACUAAAUCUCAUUCUCAGUGUGUUUUUAUUUCUCGAAAUUUUCAUACUGGAAGAUUCCAAUUACAGGAGGACCAAAGAAAAAAGGAAACAGAGCAUAUAAAAGCAAGUAAAGAUAACUCUAAAGAUGAGUCAGCGUUUGCAACAAAAAAGGUCAUUUGUGACCCCUCAGAGACUAGCUCAGCAACAAAUACAACCAGUAUUACAGUAAGCUUAUCAACACUAUCAUCUGAUUCUUAUUACAGCCGAAGUAUAGAAGCAACAGAUGACUGGUUUUCUGAUGAUUUUCUAGAGAAAAAGAACUCUCCAAUACCUCUUCUCAAGGAACCUCUAAUGGAAAAAGUAUUUCAUUACUUGUCAACCAUUUCAUUGGAAGAUUGUAAUGAAAAUGUACUGACUAAGACACAUUUUGAUGAUCAAAAAGAUGACAGCAUUAAGGAAAAAAUUUCACGAAGAAAUACAGAGGUUGAAAUACAAAACCUUCAAAAUGAUAUUGAAUGA